Apis laboriosa (Himalayan honeybee) is the source of this 2670-nucleotide messenger RNA. Its product is annotated as serine/threonine-protein phosphatase 2B catalytic subunit 2-like. Gene Ontology annotation, molecular function: calmodulin-dependent protein phosphatase activity; calmodulin binding. Gene Ontology annotation, biological process: calcineurin-mediated signaling. NCBI's taxonomy places the organism in Eukaryota, Metazoa, Arthropoda, Insecta, Hymenoptera, Apidae. The record is from RefSeq and is a predicted model, not a curated record. The transcript is spliced from 14 exons. Gene Ontology annotation, cellular component: cytoplasm; calcineurin complex. Bases 896 to 2512 code for a protein of 538 amino acids.
ACAUCUUGUAGUAGAAUUUAGCGGCGUGGUGUUUUCGACCGUGGGUGUCGGUGUCACGGUUUCGUGUCGCGGUGCUCGUCAUUACGGUGUCGUCGCCGUCGCCGUCGUCGUGGUCGUCAUCGUCGUCUUCACCGUCGUCGUCGCCGCCGUCGUCGUCGUGAUCGUUCUCCCUGUGUUCACGCCGCAAUCGUGUCGUUGUCGUUGUCCUCCGCUUCGUCGACGUCGUUGCUGUCGUUAAUAAUCAUCGUCUUACGAUUGUCGUUUACCGGAGGUUUUGUCGUGCUGCUCGUGUGGUGGUACCGCGGUUGCGAGACCCCCUCGGUGCGGGCCGUGCAGCUCGCGUGGUCCAGCGAUCCAGUUACUCGCCCCGCAAAAGGCGUUGGUGGUACCUUUUGUCGGGCAGAGGGAGAGAGCAAGAGAGCAAGCGAGAGAGGGAGUGAGAAAACGAGAAGAGGCAUACUGUAGGUCAGUCGGUGUAGUAAAUAUACGGGAAGUGAGAGGAACACGGCAGAAUAAUUUCUCACUCUGCAAACGCCCAAUGAACAACGCUUCAGAGCCACCGAUGUGCCGCACCGUGCGAUAACUUCCGUCACCUCUCCGACCCCCGUCUCCUCCCUCCCCUACUCCGUGCGUGUAUGUGUGUGUGCCGCGCCGGGCUCUCGAGGUGAAAAUACCGCCCUCUCCUUCCACCCAACCCCCCGUUGGAGAGGAACCUACCUCGCGCGAGUAACUACGGCUAGAGAAAGAAGAAAAAAACAGUGACAGAGUGACACGGUGAAAGAGUGGGAGAGAGACGAUCCUGUGUGACCGGGAAGAGGAAGAGUGAAAUAGAGAAGAGCGAGGAGAGAAAGAGAGCGAGAGGCCGGCGCCCACCCGUCAACUAUCCUGAUACAGCAUGACCUCGAACAACUCGCAGAAGCUCUCCACGACGGAACGAGUGAUCAAAAAUGUGCUCUUUCCGCCGUCGCACAAACUUACAGUGGCCGAGGUGUUCGACCCGCGGACGGACCGGCCGCGGCCGGAAGUCCUCAAGCAACACUUUAUCCUCGAAGGUAGGAUCGACGAGGCGGCGGCUCUUCGCAUAGUCACCGAUGGAGCCGCCCUCCUCCGCUCUGAGAAGACUAUGAUCGAUAUCGAAGCUCCAGUCACCGUAUGCGGCGACAUUCACGGACAGUUCUACGACCUGAUGAAGUUAUUCGAAGUGGGCGGAUCACCCUCCACGACAAAGUAUCUCUUCCUCGGCGAUUACGUAGACAGGGGUUAUUUCAGUAUCGAGUGCGUAUUGUACCUGUGGGCACUUAAGCUGUGCCAUCCAACCACACUGUUCCUCCUUAGAGGCAAUCACGAGUGCCGUCAUCUCACGGAAUACUUCACAUUUAAGCAAGAAUGUAAAAUAAAAUACUCGGAGAGGGUGUACGACGCUUGCAUGGACGCGUUCGACUGUCUGCCGCUGGCGGCCCUCAUGAACCAACAGUUCCUCUGCGUGCACGGUGGACUCUCGCCGGAAAUUCACAAUCUAGAAGACAUACGCAAAUUGGACAGGUUCAAAGAGCCCCCGGCGUACGGGCCAAUGUGCGAUCUACUCUGGUCGGAUCCGUUGGAGGACUUUGGAAACGAGAAGAACGCCGAACAUUUCUCCCACAACAGCGUCAGGGGUUGUUCGUACUUUUACAGUUACGCGGCGUGCUGCGAUUUCCUGCAGAACAACAACUUGCUGAGCAUCAUUAGGGCGCACGAGGCACAGGAUGCGGGUUAUCGCAUGUACCGGAAAUCUCAGACGACGGGCUUCCCAUCGCUAAUCACCAUCUUCAGUGCGCCCAACUACCUCGACGUUUAUAACAACAAGGCGGCAGUGCUGAAGUACGAGAACAACGUGAUGAACAUCAGGCAGUUCAACUGUUCACCUCAUCCUUAUUGGUUGCCCAACUUCAUGGACGUAUUCACGUGGUCCUUGCCGUUUGUAGGUGAAAAAGUGACAGAGAUGCUGGUGAACGUGCUCAACAUAUGCUCGGACGACGAGCUGAUGAGCGACGGAGACGACGGGCUCGAAGAAGUGUCACAAGACCUGACAUCCGCAAAUUUAACUCGCGAAAGCUUAGAGAAGCGGAAACACAACGACACCGGAACGAUAUUUUCACGUGCAGCAGCCAAUCUACGCAAGGAGGUUAUCAGAAACAAGAUCAGAGCCAUUGGCAAAAUGGCGCGCGUCUUCUCCGUCCUGAGAGAGGAAAGCGAGAGUGUGUUACAAUUGAAGGGGCUCACGCCCACUGGAGCUUUGCCUCUCGGUGCGUUAUCGGGUGGCAAAACGUCGCUAAAAAACGCUCUCCAAGGUUUCUCACCGAACCACAAAAUCACUUCGUUCGCCGAGGCGAAGGGUCUGGACGCUAUAAACGAAAGGAUGCCGCCAAGAAAGGACGCUCCACCCACGCCCGUAACCGAAGAGAAGCCUGUGAUAAAGCCGCCGGCUAUGCCAGAGAAGCGAGAGCCAUGCACACCGCAACCGCAAUCGUGAGCCUCACACUCGUCCAAUCAAGGUGGCAAGGAUGGGUGUUAAGGUCCCAGUGCUGUCGCCGCCACCGCCGAAAGAUCCAAACCAUCGCUCGUCUCUCACCCCCGGUUAUUGUCGCCAGCGUGCCGUUCGUCGAGUCGAGAAGGAAGUGCCAUCCCGAG